GGGCUCUAGGGGGCGGCGGGGCGGGGAAGGAGGGAGGGAGGAAGGGCUUGGCUCCGUCUCUCUCUCGGUCUCAGUCUCUCUCUCGGCGGCGACGAUGACGGACGCCCUGCUGCCUUCUUCGGACCAGAACGGAGGCUGCUACUUCCGAAAGGGAUGCAACCCUCUUGCAGAGACCGGGCGCAGCAAAUUGCAGAACCAAAGGGCCGUCCUGAACCAGCAGAUCCUGAAAGCGGUGAGGAUGAGAGCGGGCGCUGAAAACCUCCUACGGGCGACAACCAACAACAAAGUGCGGGAACAGGUGCUUCUCGAGCUCAGUUUCGUCAACUCCGACCUGCAGAUCCUGAAGGAGGAGCUGGAAGGGCUCAACAUCUCCGUCGAGGUCUAUCAGAACACAGAGCAGGCCUUCAGCAUUCCUCUGAUCCCACUUGGCUUGAAAGAAACGAAGGACGUCGACUUCUCUGUCCCUCUGAAGGACUUUAUUCUGGAACACUAUAGCGAAGACGGUUCUGAAUAUGAAAACGAAAUUGCUGAUCUCAUGGAUUUAAGACAAGCUUGCCGCACUCCCAGCAGAGAUGAAUCUGGAGUCGAAUUGUUGAUAAGCUACUUCGUUCAGCUUGGCUUUAUAGAAUCUCGGUUUUUUUCACCCAGCAGAAACCUGGGCAUUUUAUUUACCUGGUAUGACUGCUUCACCGGCGUCCCUGUCUGCCAGAACAAUUUGUUGCUCGAAAAGGCUAGUAUUUUGUUUAAUAUUGGAGCGCUCUACACACAGAUUGGUACAAGGUGCAACCGACAGACAGCAGCAGGGCUGCAAAAAGCCAUCGAUGCAUUUCAGAAAGCUGCGGGUGUCCUGAAUUAUCUCAAAGAGACGUUCACUCACACACCAAGUUACGACAUGAGUCCGGCCAUGCUAAGCGUGCUGACCAAAAUGAUGCUCGCUCAGGCGCAGGAGUGCGUUUUCGAACAGAUCUGCCUUCCGGGAAUACGGAACGAGUUCUUCACCCUGGUGAAAAUGGCCCAGGAAGCAUCCAAGGUUGGAGAGACCUACUUGCUUGUCAAUAUAGCGAUGAAUCAAGCACCUGUCAAGGAGAACAUCCCUUACUCUUGGUCCAAACUGGUCCAAGUCAAAUCAGAUCAUUUCGGAGCUUUGGCGCAUUAUUUUGUUGCAACUAUCUUGGGUGACCACCAGUUGAAUCCACAUGACGACGAAGACCAGCAGGAAAAGGCCUUCUCCCAGCUGUACGACCGCAUGCCGGAAGGGCUGGCUCCCCUGGCCAUCCUCAGGGACAGCGUCCAGCGCAAACAACUUGGGAAAUCCCAUUUGAAGAGGGCCAUCGUCCACCACGAAGAAGCCUUAAGGGUUUGCAGCAUGUGCAGAAAGCUCCGGAACAUCGAGGUUCUCCAGGAAAUCCUGUCGGUUGCGCACAAGCGAUCCCUCCUUAAAUAUUCACAGCAAGAACUGGAAGACGACUUCUUGAGUUUGUCAUCCGCUUCCGAUAUCCUUCCCAAGACAGACCAUAAAGUAGAAACUAUUGCUCCCCAGUUCUCCAAGGUGAAAGUCAAAGACUUCUUUGAAAAGCUGGGUCCGCUUGCGGUGUUUUCGGCCAAGCAGAGGUGGACGGCUCCUCGCACUGUGCGCUUCCGAUGUGAAGCCGGGAAUCUGGGAUUUACCCUGAAAGGCGGGCCACCCGUCCACGUUUACUGCCUGGAUCCAGCUUGUCUCGCAGCGUUGGCAGGUCUGAAAGAAGGGGACUGCCUUGUUGCCGUCGAAGGCGCAGACUGCAAAUGGCUGGGAGUCAGUGAAGUCUUGGAAAAGCUGCGCAACUUGGGAGACCAGGAGAUGGAGAUCCAGGUGAUCAGCUGCCAAGAUACGGCAGCUUCCCUGCACAACAAAAGCGCAACCUACUCUGUGGGCAUGCAGAAGACCUACUCUCUGAUCUGCCUGGCCAUGGACGAAGACAAGAACGACAAGGCCAAGAAAACGACCCCGAAGCUGUCCUUUCUGAGCUGGGGGAUGAAGAACAACCGGCAGAAGGCCGCCAGCACGCUCUGCCUUCCUUCCGUGGUGACGGGAAGUUCUCCAGCGAAGAAGAAGCUCACCUCUCCCUUCACGCUUCUGAGUACAGACAGCUCGUUGUAUUAGAACUGGGAAAGCAGUCUUCCUUGUGCCAUGAACAUGUAAUUGUAAAGUCUUGUCAAUCUGGAAUGGCUGUGGUUCCAUAGGCCAACUCAAAUCUGGACGGUGCCUUUUCUCCUUAUGCUGGAAAAGCAAGGCAUUUUAAUCAGGAAUUAUCUCAUUUGCUACCGAACUCCUCUGAAGCAUCUGUAUGCGUUUCCUCAUGACUCUUCUCUGCAAAGACGAUGAAGGAUUGUCUGUCAUUGUGCCAUGGUCAAGUCGUAAUUUUAAAGUGUACUGAGCAUCCCCUGGAUUCUUGCAAAAAUAAGAGAAUCAAUGACUGAGAUGGCACAACAUUCACUUAUUGGUUACAUUGGAAAUGGUUACACUGAAGUCCAAAAAACUUAGCUGAGAUCAGUCAGUACUAGAGAUGGGAUGGCCUGGAGGCAAAAAAAAAACCCAAAAAAAUCUAUUUCCGAAGCCAUUAUAUGGUUUGAAUACCACGUCAUAGAUAUAUUAUUUAUUACAGUAGAGUUCCGGUUAUCCGACAUAAACUGGAAGCCGAAUGCUGGAAAAUUGAUAACCCUAUUAUCCCUCCUGGCAAGCCAAGUGCUUGCCAGGAGGGAAAAGUCUCCACCGGCUUGAAAAGGCUCCCUGCUGCCUAGAAAAACAGCUGAUUUUCUAGGCAGCAACACGCAGGGGGCUUUUCUACACCAGAUGCUUGUCUGGGAAAGAGGAGAUUUUUCCCUCCCAGCAAGCAACCGGCUGCCUAGAAAACAGCUGAGCUUCUAGGCAGCAACUUCCACACCAGAUGCUUGGCUGGGAACAACCGGCUUGAGAAGGCUCCCUGCUGCCUAGAAAAACAGCUGAUUUUCUAGGCAGCAAUGUGCAGGAAGCUUUUCCAUGCCGGCUGCAUGCUUGUCUGGGUAAGAGGAGAUUUUUCCCUCCCGGCAAGCAACUGGCUGCCUAGAAAACAGCUGAUUUUCUAGGCAGCAACUUCCACACUGGGUGCUUGGCUGGGAGCAACCGGCUUGAGAUGGCUCCCUGCUGCCUAGAAAAACAGCUGAUUUUCUAGGCAGUAAUGCACAAGGGGCUUUUCCAUGCUGAGUGCUUGUCUGGGAAGGAGGAGAUUUUUCCCUCCCGGCAAGCAACUGGCUGCCUAGAAAACAGCUCAUUUUCUAGGCAGCAGCUUCCACACCGGGUGCUUGGCUGGGAACAACCGGCUUCAGAUGGCUCCCUGCUGCCUAGAAAAACAGCAACGCACAGGGAGGCUCUCCAAGCAUCCGGUGCUUGCCGUGAGGACAGAGUCUGUGGUGCCAGGCACCCACUGAGAGAGGCAAGACGGAUAAUACAGUGUGUUGGAUAAGCAGAAAUCGGAUAACCAGAACUCUACUAUAUUGGAAAAGAAGAUAUUCUACACACUUUUCCCCCCUAAUUUUUCCGCGGAAAAAAUGCCACUGCAAAGCACUUUUUUCCCCCAGGCCUUCCCAUUUCUACUCAAUAAGGUAAAUUACAUGGUGGAAAUUAAAUCUGUUGUGUUAAACUCAAGUGACAAAACCUGGAACUGGUUUGAAAUAUUGCCCCUUUGGGCCCAUCCUGGAUCCUCCCUUGGUGUGCACGUUUUAGUAUCAGGAGGAGGAGAAGAGUCCUCUCUGUCCAGUAGAUCCAAGUGGAUGGCUCUGCAGCACAACCGUCCUUGCCUUGCCCAUCGUUUGUUGCCAUCGCAGUGGCCUUGGAACUGCAGAAAGCCUCUCCCCAUGGCAUGGAUAAUUUUGCUUGCAUUGGCAGCAAUGCUGAGCAAUGCCCUCAAACUUCCUUCAGCUCCGAGGUUGAUGCUAUGGGAUGAACGACCACCAACAAGGUGAGCAUCCCUCCAUUUUCCCAACACUGAUGAGCAUAGGGAAACCAUCAUAGUGACAACACUGCCCCAUGCAAAGGAUGAGGCUGAUUCAUAACCAGCUCCAGUGUUUACAUUAACCUGAAGUGCGGGUAAGCUCCAGGCCAGUGGUUCUCAAUCUAUGGGUCCCCAGAUAUGUUGGCCUUCAACUUCCAGAAAAGCUGGUAAACUGGCUGGGAUUUUUGGGAAUUGUAGGCCAAAACUCCUGGGGACCCAUAGGUUGAGAACUACUGCUAUAGACAUUCCUGGUUUUGAUUAACAACCACAUUAAAUGGCUGUACCCCGUGUUAUGGGCGAGAUGGCUCAGUAUAUUAUGAAAACGACGCAGAGCCAAUUUGUGCCCAUUUCAGUUUCAAGUCUCGUGUUGAUUUGGAUGCUGCACUGGGUGGACCUCUCAUUGAAAAACAGCAUCAUCCCACUUUCAACAUUAUUAGCUUUCCAAAGAAUUAGUGUGCGUGUGUUUUUCUUAAUGAAUUGAUAUUUCAGUACCGCUGUAACACAUAAAGGUCCUCGGGUACCAAUGUUGCCGGGAAAGGCCAGAGUUUGUUCCAUCAAGGCUUGGCCUGGACGACACUCCUGAAUUCUAGCCUCCAAAUAGUUCUUGAACAUGUAUUGGGAUGAGUCUGCAAGAUAAACGCUUCUAUGGCCCUACUGUAAUGAAUGUAUAGAGCAAUGGUUCUCAACCUGUGGGUCCCCAGAUGUGUUGGCCUCCAACUUCCAGAAAAGCUGGUAAACUGGCUGGGGUUUUUGGGAAUUGUAGGCCAAAACACCUGGGGACCCCAAGUUGAGAACCACUGGUAUAGUCAGGCUGGAGAUGCCGUGUGUUUUGCGGAUAUUGUUGAAAGUCUAUUUUCCACCAGCCUUUUAGCAAACAUGGUUACUUUUUGGAAGAUGGGAGGUUGGUUUCCUGCUUCCAUGGGAACAUGAUUGAAAGAUGUUGCCACCGACUUGCUGCUAAACCAGGCAUUGGCCAACUUCGGCCCUCCCUCCAGGUGUUUUGGACAAACUUCGGCAAACUUCGGACUCCAUAGAAUCAUAGAUUCUAUGAUUCUAUGGAGUUCGAAGUUUGCUGAAGUUUGUCCAAAACACCUGGACUCCAGGUGUUUUGGAGCCGGUAGGCUAUUGGGAAUUGUGAGAAUUGAAGCCCAAAACACUUGGAAGGAGGGACGAAGUUUGCCCAUAUCUGUGAUAAACAAUAUUAUUAGUCCAGAUAUUUCAGAAGUAAACUUUGCCUUGUUUACAUUCUUCCAUCUGCAUCUUUGCAUCUGUGAAGCCAAAUCGAUUUAAGCAGCGCCCCAGAUUGGAGGAGAAAGGAUAGAGAAAUAAUACAGUAACCAGAUUUAAAUAUCCGAAGAUGAAGCAAACCUGUUUCUGCGGCUUCGGAAAUUAAAACAGUAAGAAUUGUAUGACAGUGGAUUUAUCUGCCUUGCAAAGGAAUGGACUCUCCUUGUUGGGAAGAUGGAAACAGAACAAGUUCUUUUAGCCCAGAUCAAACUCCCAAAUGCCUGCCAAGUAUCAUUGUAAAAUAUACCUGUAAUUUAGUAGCAGAAGGACUGCUGUCAUGUGAGGUUUUGCAUACCCAAUGCCUUGUUCCAAGUAGUUUACAAUGGAACUAACUAUGCCUUAAGAGACGUUUAGGAGCAGUCACCCAUUUAGGAACCCGUCCAACUGGUCGUAUAUUUUUCUGGACAUUUGCUGCUGCUGUUCUCUCUCUCUCUCUUUAAAGUUGACGCUUGCUAACACAGUAGUGUUAGUCUAAAAGUAUUGUCUACAGGGUAGAUCUCGCAAUGUUUGAUUGAUAGAUUAACUCCUUGCUUUGAUUUGAACUCAUGGCGACGGGAAGGGGAUCGAUCUCCCUGAUAGGAAAUUUUAGGUAAUGCGGUUUGGGGAUUGUAUUUGUUUGAAAGCCUGGUGUAUCAAACUUUGUAUGAACUCAUCUAUCUUUUUUUUAGGGUUUUGUAUUUAUACAUAUUAGGUGUAAAUACAUGCAUUUUAAAGUCUUAUUUAAGAAUCCUUUUGGACAAGUGUUUGUCUUCAAUUGCAUUGCAAGUAGGAUGAAGCAGUGAGGCCUCUCUCGCCUGUUGAUGCUUGUUAAGAAUGCAGAUGCAAACCAGUUUAUUUCUUCUCUAUCCUUCUGUGAAAGGAAAAGAAAUCAUCAAUAGCGGCUGCUCUUGAUCUCUUGUUGUUGUUGUUGUUGUUAUUGUGCAAUAUCUGAAUUGAUGCUCAGAACUGAUCUUAGCACAUAAUAAAACAUAUGUAGCGAGUCA
Anolis carolinensis (green anole) is the source of this 6277-nucleotide messenger RNA. It is a transcript of the gene rhpn2, whose product is annotated as rhophilin Rho GTPase binding protein 2. Bases 95 to 2140 code for a protein of 681 amino acids. Gene Ontology annotation, molecular function: protein binding. Gene Ontology annotation, biological process: negative regulation of stress fiber assembly; signal transduction. The record is from RefSeq and is a predicted model, not a curated record. The transcript has 15 exons. NCBI's taxonomy places the organism in Eukaryota, Metazoa, Chordata, Lepidosauria, Squamata, Anolidae.